Molecule: messenger RNA, 315 nt
Organism: Ilex paraguariensis (yerba mate)
Lineage: Eukaryota; Viridiplantae; Streptophyta; Magnoliopsida; Aquifoliales; Aquifoliaceae
Source: the annotation of a GenBank genome assembly
AUGGCUAACAGACAAAAGCACAAAUAUGAUGCACAUGCAUUCAUCCAGGAAGUUCUCCGGAUUUUUUGUCAUCUUUCUCUUUUAACAAAAACUUCCGCAACCAUAUAUACACUCGAUCACCACGCAGUUUUUGCCACAUGCAGUUACAUAUUAUAUCAAUUUCUCAUUACCCAAGAAAACCCACACGUCUCUAUGUUCUGCAGAGUACAGACCCCAAGUUCAAGUCUGGUUUGUGGGUUUCUCUCAACAUCUGUUUCGUACCCAUUUUUGUUUGUUGUUUAUACCAAGCAGGAAGUCGUGAGUGAAUUUGCCUAG